AUGCAAGCCAGAUUUCGGUCCCUGGAGUUGCCCCAAGGAAGGCGCCAGAAGAGCUGUGUGUACCUCCUUCCGUGGCCAAUCAACGCUGGAGGCUUGGCUGCAGGGGGUGUGGUACCUACGUACUCUACCUACCACCUGGAGCAGAACUUACGCAGCUUACAGGUUGCCUUGGAGCUCCCCAAGCCUCGCCCGGACCUCACCAGCUGCAUCGAGACGCCAACCUCACCUCCAUUCCACCCACGCCUUCGCAAGCCCGCUCAUACCAGCCCUUCCGACUCAGACAACACAUCGUCAGACCUACACCCGCCAAUUUCGUCCCAGGGUCGUGCCUUGGCUCAGUCAGAAAACCAAGAUGACGGCGGCGCCUGCGUCGCGAUGGUCGGCAAGGACUGCGUCGCCAUCGCCUGCGACCUGCGACUCGGCCUCCAAGCCCUGACCGUCUCCAACAACUUCCCCAAGAUCUUCAGCUACGGCGACAGCGUAUACCUGGGCCUGACCGGCCUGGCCACAGACGUGAACACCGUGUCCGACCUGUUCAGGUACAAGGUGAACAUGUACCGCCUGCGAGAGGAGCGCGCCAUCGCACCAACCACCUUUGCCAACCUGGUCUCGAGUUCGCUGUACGAGAAGCGGUUCGGCCCUUACUUCGUCAGCCCCGUGGUUGCUGGUCUGGAGCCCAAGACGGGGAAGCCAUUCAUCUGCGGCUUCGACAGCAUUGGGUGCAUUGACUUUGCCAAGGACUUCAUCGUGAGCGGUACGGCGACGGAGCAGCUUUUUGGCAUGUGUGAGAACCUGUGGGAGCCUGAUCUGGGACCCGAUGAGCUGUUUGAGACCAUCUCCCAAUCCCUACUGAACGCCGUCGAUCGGGAUGCUUUGUCUGGUUGGGGUGCACACGUCUACAUCAUCGAAAAGGACAAGGUGACAAAGAGGCUACUCAAGGGACGACAAGAUUAA
Diaporthe amygdali is the source of this 954-nucleotide messenger RNA. RefSeq names its product proteasome component pup3. Bases 1 to 954 code for a protein of 317 amino acids. Gene Ontology annotation, biological process: proteasome-mediated ubiquitin-dependent protein catabolic process. The record is from RefSeq and is a predicted model, not a curated record. Lineage: Eukaryota; Fungi; Ascomycota; Sordariomycetes; Diaporthales; Diaporthaceae. Gene Ontology annotation, cellular component: proteasome core complex; proteasome core complex, beta-subunit complex. The transcript has 4 exons.